Molecule: messenger RNA, 2406 nt
Organism: Eufriesea mexicana
Lineage: Eukaryota; Metazoa; Arthropoda; Insecta; Hymenoptera; Apidae
Exons: 9
Coding region: 112-2406 (764 amino acids)
Source: RefSeq, a predicted model, not a curated record
UUGUUCGCUAAAAUUAAAAAAAAAAUUGAAAGAAGAAAAUCGAUUAUCUAUUAUUGCGAUUUAAGUACCAGAAAAAGUACCAGAUGUGCUGUGAAUAUCAAUCUAAAGAUUAUGGAUAAGCUGAUUAAUUGGACCCAUGGUAUGAAUGUAUCAUCAUCUACGCCAAUACCUGGGCAAAAUUGUGUCUUACAUUUGUCAACACCUUCAAUUUUAGACAAAUUAUUAAUCAACACCCCAUCAUUGGUAUCAAUAAAUCAAGAUCUAACAUGGAUUUUUCUUUUACAUAUGUAUGGUUUUGCCUGCCUCUUCUUUAUACUUGCAUUUUACACAUUUUUAUCUAUUCUACACUUAAGAUCUCUUAUAUCAAGUCGGCCUUUUAUGUCUACAAUUAAUAUGUUUUUAUGUAUACUUGGAGCAUCAAGAGCGGCAUGUCUCUUUAUAGAUCCUUAUAAUCUUAAAGAUAUUAUGCCCAAAAUUAUUAGAUCCAUAAUGUGGGAUAUUGGUUUUCCUUGUGUAACAUCUGCUUUUAGCCUUGUACAAUUAGCAUUUUUGCAGUUAACUCAGCUCAAAUUUGGACCAGAAAAAAUUCAAAAAGAAUCUUGUCUCAGUUUAAUUAUAACAGGACACUUUCUUUUUGUAAUUGCUAGUGAUAUUGCUCUUACCUCUCAUAACUGUUAUAUGGUAAAAUAUGUGGUUCAAACAGUGUUCCUUAUCUGGAGUAUUCUUUUAUAUAUAACAUUCUUACAUGCAGGAUAUAAGAUAAAUCAUUUAUUAAAAACUGUGCCAAGUAGUAUGUUAAUGAGAGACAGUUCUAAUACACCUCAGAAAGGUAUUAUGCAACUGGCCAUGUUAGCUCCAUAUAAUAACUUAGCAUCAUCUGUCGCUGCUGCCUUAGUACCAACUUUGCUCAAUCCUAAAAUUAAAGAUGCAGAUAUAACAGAACCUACAAUUUUUGGAAAUGAUUCAGACAAAAAUCCUAAAGAUCGACUUAUGAAAAUAUGUGAAAAGGAAGAACAAAGUCAAAAAGAAUGUGACAAAUCACCUUGUAAAAGUAUGUCAUCUCAAGAAGAGAAAACAAUUCCUGUCUCGACAGUACCAGAAGUAUAUGUUAGACCUCCGACUCCAACACCAUCAACAACUAACGUACCUAUAAUAACAGUAUCCGGUCCAUGUCGUAGAAGUUCGGUAGCUAGUAGACGAGACAGUGAUGCAUCUAGAUCUUCUCGUAGAAAUUCAGAGUGUAGUGUUAAAUUUAUGAACGAAGAUGAUGGUUUCACGUCGGAAUGUCGACGAAAUUCUGAUUUUAGCCCUAAACAUUCACCUGAGAUCGAUAGAAGACGAUCUCCGGAUAGAAUGUCCCGAAGGUAUUCUGAAAAUGUAACACCUUUAGGAAGUGUUAGAGAUUUAAGACGAUGUUCUGAUUUUUCACACGAAAAAAACAGAAGUUCUCAAUUUGCUGCUAAAUUAAAAAGAAAUAGUGAUUUUGGAAAUCGAACACCUAGACGAAUGUUACCUCCAACUGACCAUCAUAAAUUACCAAAAGUCGUGGACCUAAGUCCUACAGGUUCAAGACGUAAUUCGGAUGUUAGCGGAUUUAUUUCUAGAAGUGAACUACGUAGAAAUUCAGAUAUUUCUUUUCGACGUAAUUCGGAACUUGUUCAAGUUAAACCAUUGGAUCUAAAUCGCCGAAGUAGUGAUAUUAGUAUUAGAAGCUUGAGUAGAAGUCCAACUCACAGUCGUAGUAUAGUUCCUGACAAAAUAGAAAUACAAGAAAAAUCUGAAUCUGAUUCAGAUCAACCCGACUGUAGUGAAAAGGCAGCUCUAAUGACAGAAAAAAAUAAGGAUAAAGAUGAUGAUGGAAAAUCACGAAAGAAAAAUUUAUCUUGGAAAAACGAAAAAGAGAAAGAAGAUAUUGAAGAUAUUACUGUCGAGACUAAUUUACUUCCUGAAAACACUAAGGCUGACGGAAAAGUUGGGAGUAAUGAUUUUACGCUUCAUUCAAUACUAAACCACAUCGCUUACGUAAAUAGAACUAAAUCGGAUACUCCAUUACAUAUGUUGGAAGCAAAUACAGCGGCAGUUAGAAGAUCGCAAAUUCGAAAAGUAUUAAACAUAACAUUUGCAACCGCAAUUUUAGGAAUCAUUUUAUACAUUGCAGAUGUAGCACGACUAUAUGGACUUUUAGCUGAGAUUGUGAAAUAUGGUUCACAACCAACUAUUACACAAUAUCCAAAACCAUGGCCAUGGUUUAUAUAUCAAACUUUGUGUAGAAGUUUAGAACUAGUUAUGGGUUGGGCAAUGGCAAGUAUUACCAAGCAACCAUCAGUAAGUCCACGACACCAAUACCUAAGUGGUUAUCCUAAUUAUAACGUACAUGUGAAAAGAGGUAAUAACCCUUAUAUAUGA